Molecule: messenger RNA, 2940 nt
Organism: Neocloeon triangulifer
Lineage: Eukaryota; Metazoa; Arthropoda; Insecta; Ephemeroptera; Baetidae
Exons: 11
Coding region: 694-2196 (500 amino acids)
Source: RefSeq, a predicted model, not a curated record
UAAUCCUAUGGAUUAAAUUACUUUUUUCAAAAAACAAGAUUACUUAGUAGCGCGUUAAUAUUUUGGAAUUUGACGACUAUGGCGCACCAGAGGUUAAAUAAGAAUUAAUCCUAUUUUUCAUCAAUUUAUUUUUUUUGAUACGGCGCUUAAAAUAGAUUGUAGAAACUUUCGUAGAACUUUUUUCUUUUUGCACUCCCUGAACACAAUAAAGGGAAUUAAAAAAUGCAACAUACCACAAAGUUAAUUAAUUUUUAUUUGUAAUAAUUAUUUUUCAUCAAUUGAUUUUUUUGAUACGGCGGUUAAAAUAGAUGGGUGAGCGUCAACUUUCAUUGAACAUUUUUAUGUUUGCGCACUCCCUGAAAACGAUUAAGAGAAUUAAAUCAUACCACUAAAAUUAAUUUACUUUUGUCCCAAGAAAAUAUUAUUCUUUAAUAAUACGUUGCUCGCGGAAGGUGAACUAAAUUUGAUUGCAAAAAAAUUCCACUCUUGAUAAGAGUGGCGCGCAGCAGAUUCGUUGCAUUUCUCAUAAAUACAUAUUAUAUGAUUCAGUAUUCUUGUUUGGAAUGCUGAAGUUGAAAUGAAUUUAGGCUUGAGGCAGUGCUCGGCAGCCACCUUUGUCUCACUAGGCCCACAUCUUUAGCGUACGAACUACACAGGUUUUAUUUCGUAAGUGACAAACAAAAACCCAAAACGAUGGCUGCCACAACCUUGACUUCUGUGGAAAGGACUAUGCCUGACGAGCUUGACGACUUUCCAGAGGAGGAACUUUUUCGCAACUUCCUGAACAAAGAUCAAUAUCAGUUCUGCGUGGAGGUGAUCAAAUUUUCCUGGUGGCAGUCCACCUUUUGUCUCAAAGAGUUCAUGAAGUUUGAUGCAACGUUCCUUGCAACUAACUGCUUUUGCAAGAUGGUAGACGAGAAAAAGAGGAACGAAAGCGCAGCCAUGCUACUUCAAGUGGCCAAAGGCGCUGCCGAAGGAAAAAUAAUUGGCGAACAUUUGAAGUGGAUGUUGCAAAGAUUGAAAGAGAUCUACGACGAAAAGAAGGACCAGACAUUGGAGGACAUAGUGGACAAGGAGGAAGAAAUGAACCGGUCGGAGGUCGACGAGUUGGACAAGGAGGCCGAUGAAGGUGAAGAAUCGGACCAGGCUGAUGAAGGCAAAAAGUUGGAGGAGGAGGAGGAGACUAAUGAGGGUAACGAGGCCACCAACGAUGAUGACGAGCUUGAGGAAGAAAACACUGAGCCGGCCGACCUCUCUUUCAACCAUGACUACAUUGUUGAGCACGGUGGGCCACCCAUAUUUCUCACACCUGCAGAAGAGCCACUCGUUGACCUACCGGAGCCUGACAAAACACCAAGAGAGGUGACCCGUGUGUGGGAAAAUCAGCAAUACCUCAGCAAUUGCGCCUGGUUCAGGAGAGAGGAUGACAAAUGGGUUUUCGUGACCUCCCGCUGCGUUUACAGCUCGAUUCUCAACGCCAUUUUCGAACUCAUCAAGCUGGGCCAUCGAGACUGGGCAAAAUCCGUGAUCAGGGAAAACAGCCCGAUGGCUUUCCAUCACUUCAUCUCGUUGGCCGUCGAUGGCGAAAAAUCAAAUGUAGACUGUUUCCUCCAGUACCAUUCACUGCGGCUCGUUGAAUUCUGCAAAGAGGCCAAAGGCCUUGUGGUCCAUGGUGAAGUGGCACCCAAUGAGCUUAUGGAUCAGUUAAAAUGGAAAGCUGGUGAACAAGUGCAGUACUGCAACAGGUGCAAAAUAUUUAGCAAAACGGCCCUCCACUUUGUUGAACUCUCUCAGCUUAAUCAACUACGAGUUGGAAAACAACCUAAAGCCUCUGCCUGCCCUCGGUGCGAUGGAAACCGCACUGCCCACUUGCGACUCAACCAGCUCGGCUUUCCAGUGGCCGUACCUCAAAGUCAGGAUGAUCCAGUCGAAAUCGCCAGCAUCUUCCAAGAACGGAUAAUUACGGAGAAGAUCAGAAUUGGAGAGACCCGGUACCAGGUCCGAGCGGCAAUAGUGACUUACGACGAAAAGGACAACCAGAGGCAUUGCGUUGCUUUGAUGCCGCCCGAAAGAAGCCGCUCCAACAACCCUGAAUUGUGGUCUGUUUUGGACUCAAAUGAGCCAGACAAUGCUCAAUCCCUUGAUAACUAUGCUGCUAACUCAGGAAGACUCAAUCUGGUGUUCUACCUCCGUUGAGACUCUCUGUCUGGUCCAGAAUCUUGUGAUUUUUCCCCAGCCUGCUCUCAACUGCUUGGCGCCGCUGGCUGAGGGCUGAGGUCUCUCGUACAAAUACAUUUUCGAUCAAAUUCACAAAUUGCCCGGAUCUCGUUUAAAUCAAUUGCAUUUGUAAAAAAAUUCACACCAAAUUCUUAAUGCUUAUAAAUGAAAGUCACUGUCAUUGAAAAAAAAACCCGCUAAAAUAAGUGAACGUUCACAAAGGUCAGGGCCUGCCUCUUACAGAAGUCAUAUUGGAGUAAUUUUGGGCAGUCAACCUUAUCUUGUUCACUUACCUUAUUCUUUUUGUUUCUCGUUUCCCGACCAUGCCAACAAACACCAAAAUGCGCGUGCCAUCCACAUCAAAUUCAUACGUCACGCACCCCAGUGUGGCACCUCGCCCUUCACCGCAGGGAAGAACCACUUGUUGGCUGCAACCAUAAAGAAACGCAAGCUAAAAAUUACUUUUCUGAUUAUUUUGACAAAGCUGUCUUUUCUACUGGAGUCUGGUUCUGUAGAUAGAAUCGUUCCAUUUCCACUUCUGUUUCAUUUUCCAUUUGCUAACCCAUUCUAUUUCGUCGCUUUUUUCAAUAACGACUUCUAUUACGCGGCCAUUCCAUUUCCAUAUCUAUUUCGUUGUCAAUUUUAUUAGUUGGGCCAUUUAUUUAUUUAUAUUUAAUUUGAUUAUGCUUACAGUGAUUUUCAAAUGGUUUUUAAUAUUAAAGU